Xenopus tropicalis (tropical clawed frog) is the source of this 4751-nucleotide messenger RNA. RefSeq names its product excision repair cross-complementation group 6 (gene ercc6). Gene Ontology annotation, cellular component: nucleus. Gene Ontology annotation, biological process: DNA repair; chromatin remodeling. Gene Ontology annotation, molecular function: hydrolase activity; nucleotide binding; ATP binding. The record is from RefSeq and is a predicted model, not a curated record. Lineage: Eukaryota; Metazoa; Chordata; Amphibia; Anura; Pipidae. The coding region runs from base 211 to 4326 and encodes 1371 amino acids. The transcript is spliced from 21 exons.
UAUUAAAAUUCCAAGCUGCAAAACAAAAAUGGAUAUAAAAUAUAGUAAAUCUGCAUAUUGUCUUAUACAUUUCACUAGAGGAACUCAGCAUUAUAGUAUUUUCACAACUUGAAGACUUUUUACAGAUGGUACAAUCAUUGUGAUUGGACUAGCCGGGACUAGCCAGACUCCUCCAACAAAAUAUAAGAUGGGCUUCACAAGCUGAUUUUAAUGCCCGGGGAAGUCCCCAGCAUCACAAAGCAAAAUGAAGAUUUGGUGGGAUCAGUUUCUAAAAACACUGAUGCUCCUGGUCCAUCAUCCAACUAUGUCUUGCCCUCUGUUCCUCUUGGUGAGAUGGCAGUCAGGAAAGCAAACACUCUGCUUCAGAUUGAUCGUCAUCAGAUUCAAGCAGUUCAGUCUGAGCAGCAGGCUUUGGAACUGCAAGGAUUGGGACUGGCUGUCUAUGAUCAGGAGGUGCUUGAACAAGGUGUCCUACAACAGGUGGACAAUGCAAUCAAUGAAGCCAGCCGGGUUUCACGGCUCGCAGAAGCUGAGCAGGAACUGCAGCAACUUGCUGAUGAACUUCGCUCUUGUGUCACUUCCCUUCGGCAAAUUAACAAGAUCAUUGAACAGCUUACACCGCAAGCAGCUACUUGCAAAGAGAUUGGACGGAAACUGGACUCUGUUAAAAGGCAAAAACAUAAUAAGGAGCAACAGCUGAAGAAAAUCAAAGCAAAACAGAAACGUCUAAAAGCAGUUCUUGGUGGGAGCCAGGAGGAGCCUGACAUUGAAGAAGACCUUCAGGGAUAUCACGAAGAGGAUGUUUUGCCCAACUCUCUUGGAAGCAUGUUGAUGCCAUCCCAAGACCGAGAAUGGGAAGAUUUAAUUCGCACUGGGCAGAUGACCCCUUUUGGCACUAAAAUCCCCCCGAAGGAAGAACGUCGUCCACGAAAACUUAUGCUUAAUGAGUCUUCAGAUUUUGAAAAGUAUCUUGCCGAUCAGGCACAGAUGGCUGUUCAGAGGAAACGUCCACAGACCCCUAAAAAAGUGAAGAAAAAAACUUUACUUACUAAGAGUCCAUCCCUGGUGCCUUCAGUGAAGAAAACUGAUACCUCAUGUACAGAGAAAAAAUGGCAGAAGAAGAUGAGAAAGCUGCAAACUAAAGCACUACAGAUCCAAUAUAGAGUUGGUGUUCCACAUGCAAAACCCAAUCUUGUGCCAAAAAAUAAAAUUGAAAACGGUGAUGAGAGUGAGGGCUCUGUUUAUUCACCUGAGAAAAAAGAGGAGAGCAUGGAGGAAAAUGAGGAAGAAUGGGUGCCUGAAAGCCAAGACACAGAAUAUGAACUAAAGCCACUGAUUCAGAGAACAAAUGGAAAAAGACCUAGGGAAAAUGGCAUGGACCCAGGAUUUUUGCCAAGUUCCGAGGAGAAGGAAGAUCAUCUCUCUAGAUCAGGGAAAGGGCAAAGAUGCAGAGAUGAUGGGAAUGCCCAGCUUUAUAAACAAAGACUCAGGCAAUGGCACAAACAACGUGAAAAGGAGAAGGAAGAGCGCAUUGCAACUGAGGAGUCAGAGGACAGUGAUGUGGAGUUUGAUGAAGGGUUCAGCAUUCCUUGCUCAAUUUGGAAGAAGCUGUACAAAUAUCAGCAAACAGGUGUUCGGUGGCUGUGGGAACUGCAUUGCCAGCAGGCAGGUGGUAUUCUGGGAGAUGAAAUGGGAUUGGGUAAAACCAUCCAGAUAAUUGCGUUCCUGGCAGGCCUUAGCUACAGCCGGAUAAGGACAAGAGGCUCUGAUUACAGGUAUGAAGGGCUUGGUCCUAGUAUUAUUGUGUGCCCAGCCACUGUCAUGCAUCAGUGGGUCAAGGAGUUCCACACUUGGUGGCCCCAGUUCCGUGUUGUCAUUCUGCAUGAAACUGGAAGUUAUGCUGGCAAAAAGGUAAAACUGAUUGGUGAGCUGGGAAAUGGGUGUGGUAUCCUCAUUACCUCUUACUCCUAUGUGCGCCUAAUGCAAGAAGAACUGCAAAAGUACCACUGGCAUUAUAUUAUUCUGGAUGAGGGACACAAGAUCCGUAAUCCUAAUGCAGGUGUAACACUUGCCUGCAAACAGUUUCGCACACCCCAUCGCAUCAUUUUGUCAGGGUCGCCUAUGCAGAACAACUUGCGAGAGCUUUGGUCUCUGUUUGAUUUCGUGUUCCCAGGGAAACUUGGCACGUUGCCUGUCUUCAUGGAACAGUUUUCAGUUCCAAUUACAAUGGGAGGAUACUCAAAUGCAUCACCAGUACAGGUGAAAACAGCAUACAAAUGUGCAUGUGUGCUGCGUGACACAAUAAACCCUUAUCUUUUGCGCCGAAUGAAGGCUGACGUUAAGAUGAGCCUUGCACUUCCAGAUAAGAAUGAACAGGUUUUGUUUUGCCGCCUAACAGAUGAGCAAAGACAAGUUUACCAGACUUUCAUAGAUUCCAAGGAGGUUUACGGAAUCCUGAAUGGAGAAAUGCAGGUGUUCCCAGGACUCAUUGCUCUUAGGAAAAUCUGCAACCACCCAGAUCUGUUUUCAGGAGGCCCUAAGAUUCUAAAAGGCACUCGGGAUGAGGAUUUGGAGGAGGAGGAACAGUUUGGGUUUUGGAAACGCUCAGGAAAAUUGAUUGUGGUGGAGGCACUUCUGAAAAUUUGGCAUCGACAAGGGCACAGAGUACUGCUUUUUACUCAAUCCCGACAGAUGUUGCAGAUACUUGAAGUGUUUGUGAGAAGCAGGUGUUAUUCUUACCUCAAGAUGGAUGGUACUACAACAAUUGCAUCUAGACAGCCAUUAAUUGCAAAGUACAAUGAGGACCCCUCGCUCUUUGUUUUCCUUCUCACUACCAGAGUGGGGGGCCUGGGUGUGAACUUGACCGGAGCCAACAGAGUUAUUAUCUAUGACCCCGAUUGGAAUCCUAGUACUGAUACCCAGGCUCGUGAGAGGGCUUGGCGAAUUGGACAGAAGAAGCAGGUGACAGUUUACAGACUGCUUACUGCUGGUACCAUCGAAGAAAAAAUCUACCACAGGCAAAUUUUUAAACAGUUCCUGACUAACCGUGUGUUGAAAGACCCAAAACAGAGGCGUUUUUUCAAAUCCAAUGACCUGUAUGAGCUGUUUACUUUUAGUAGUCCAGACACCAGCCACGGAACAGAGACCAGUGCCAUUUUUGCAGGAACUGGUUCUGAUGUUCAAGUUGUAAAGCGCCCUGGAAAUCAAAAUGUAGCACACACUCAGACUACUUUUCAUAAAGAACCACCUGUUUCCAUAUCAAAUACCCCAUCUUUGCCCAGCAAACCAUUAAACAGUGUCCUUCAGCAUGCCCAAGAAAAUCCUAUGCUUGUUGGCUUUGAAGCAAGAUCUAACUCAGAAGUUACUCCUAGCACAUCUAUAAAACUUGAGUCAGGGAAAGACUGUAAACAAGGAUCUCUGACAGAGGCGCCUGAAAACUGCCAUCGCAAGCACAAGGCAAAGACGAAACACCAGAGCAAAGGCAAAAGUGUUAAGAGGAGAAAAGAUGCCAAGUAUGAAGGUGAAAGAAUUUCCCAUUUAGUGAAACAAAACCCAUUCCGUAGAGAGGAAGGUGAUCAGCAUGAGGAUCGAAGGAAAAGUGAUGACUAUGUCCUGGAAAAGCUCUUCAAAAAAUCAGGUGUGCACAGCGCUAUGAAACAUGAUGUUAUUAUGGAUGCCGCAAAUCCGGAUUUUGUGUUGGUGGAGGAAGAAGCAAGCCGUGUGGCUCAUGAGGCCUUGCGGGUAUUAAAGGCCUCUCGCCAACGUUGUUAUGCUGCUUCUUCUGGAGUCCCAACAUGGACUGGAAUGAAUGGAGUGACACCUUCAGGAACCAAGCACAGAUUUGGCCAGAAAAGAAACCCUUUGCUACAGACUCCUGAUGUCCCAGGCAGACUUCCCCAAGACAAAUGCAAGGACUUAAACAUUACAAAGCAAAAGGAUCAGUCUAGUGCUGAUGCCCCCUCACACUUUAGUGGAGAAAAUCAGAGCACUGCCACUGCUGCCCUUUCUUCAUCAUCCCUUCUUUCACGCAUGAGGGCAAGAAAUAAUAUGCUUUUACCACCCCGUGAUGAAAAUGAAACCGGUACUGGCGUGCCCUCAGCAGGUACUACUGAACAUGACGAGCUGCUGGCAGACAUGAGGAACUUCAUUGCUUUCCAGGCAAGGGUAGAUGGUGAAGCCAGCACCCAGGAAUUGUUGCAGGAGUUUGAGAAUAAAUUAUCUCAAAAACAAUCAUGCGUCUUUCGUGAGCUAUUAAGAAGACUUUGCACCUUCCAUAGGAAUACUGAUGGUACAGGAGUAUGGCGACUAAAGCCUGAAUUUCACUGAUUUUUUUUCCUGCAGUUUCAGGAAAAUGUGGACCUGUGUGAAUAAGGGAUAUAAAGACAAAAUACCAAUAUGUUUUUAGGUUCAACAUAUAGACCUGCCGGAGUGAGAUAUGUGAAGCAUUUUAUAUUCCAUGUACUACAUUUUGUUUUACGGUGUCUUUAUCAGAAGUUACAGCAAACAACAUGCCUAUUUUUUGGUUUUUAGUAGGCUGGGACCAGGAAAUGCAUUACAAUAUAUUCUUGAAAACAAUCUGACAAACAUUCUGGAAAUUCUGGAUUAAAUACCUCACACCAUGAAGCUAUGUUAAGGAUUAUAGCAUUUAACAGUUAUUUAUUAAAUAUUUGAAUUUUUGUUGAAUGGAUAAAUUUAAAGAAAACAAAUCGAACUUUUUCAUAGCACUCCAUUAAAAGCAUUUUAAAAAAAAA